AUGGACCUGAACGAUCUGCACCACAGGGGUGGUCCACACUCUUCCGAACACGAUUUCGAUUUCGAAUUCAAGAUCGAUUUCGCUUCGAAGGGCUUGUACGAUGUCAAGCAGCUCGAAUCCACCAGAGAAUCUCCCUGGCUACAGACGGGCCAGACGAUCCGAGUACUACAGGGAUUAGCAAAGACGAAUAGGAAGCGACUGAAAGCUUGGGAGAAUGGGGGCUUCGAGCCCGGUGCCGGGCCUGAUGGAGCACAUCGGGAUGGGUUAGAAGAUCAGGUGGAUGAGGAGGUGGAAGUCUACUACCAGAUCUUCGUGGGUCCAGAUCAAGCAGCUAUCCGAGCUUUCCAUAGCGAUAGAGCGAGGUUUCACGACCUAUCCACCGCUGGAUUCCCUUACCUACAAACACACCUUGCUUUCCUUGACGACCUCCAGUACUCUGGUUUGUGGACGAUUACCGAAAUACCUUCGUCGUACACGAAGCAGUUAACCACCGAGAACAUGGGAUCUUCCAGCCUCUUGUCUUCGCCUGCAAACGGUCCCAGUCCCGUAGAUAGCGGAGCAGUAACGCCCACGGUGGGCUCGAAGAGCGAUACCAUCUCGUCCGGUCGCCUGUCUCCCUUUGAAUCCGCCGAGGUCGAGGCUACGAUACCACGCUCAACGGCUCCGAUCUCUCUCCGUACUUACUGGAAAGAACAGGUCUUUCCUCUUCGGCAGGAUGACCUGACCAACCUCGGUAGCAAGCAGGUCCAGCUCAAAUUCGAAGAGUCAUUGACCCGCAGCGGGCGAUCGUUGGGCAAAGAAAACGGGUCGAAGAAGACGCCGAAACGGCCCAGCAGACUGAGUCGAGAUUCCACGUCGGACAUGAUCGGGGAUCAGGAUGACGAUCUCGAGUCUCAGCGGGGCGAGCGGACGCCGAUGAACAUCAAGGAGGAUGACAAGGGGUUCCCUUUCGACGACACGGAGGAUGGGGAUACGCCGGUGAACCGAUCACCGCCUCGUGGUAAAGACGGCGGUACUCGUAAUCGCGCCUUUUACGUCAAGGCAGUGGAGAUCUUGAUCGAAUUGGCCGAGUUGGUCAAGGAUUUGCAAGAACGUAGACUGUGUAUCGCGAUAUGCCGUCCAGAUGUAUUCGUCGUUCUUCAGCAAGCGGGCUCUAAACACCUUCUGGCAGUCCAUACGGUUUCUCAUCUGAAACCGAUCAGCCGUUACGACCGAGGUCGAAAAGUCACGAAAAGGAUCUACGAAGUCAACCUGGCUUCUGCGCCUGCGCAGGUGGAAAGGAAACGAACGGCCGACGAGACCGGUAGUGACGGAAUGAGCGUGAGCGACGAUGCCGCCAUAGACCAAGCCUACGCGGAAUCUGCCGGAAUCGUUCGACGAGAUAUCGGCUUUGAACGAGACAUCUUCGAUGAGCAUACUAUGCGAGAACAUCUCGCAUAUAUCGCGCCCGAGACGGUUUCGGAGCCAGACUUUGCCUGGGGUGCGGCAGACGUCUAUUCAUGGGGCGCAUGUGCAUACGACCUGUUGACAGAGGGUCUCGCACAAUUUCCGACGCCAACCGACGAGGCUGGCGACCUCCUGCGUGAUGUCCAUCAACACACCACGAGGAAACGAUCACCUCUUAACGAAAAAGUCAAAGAUUGCCCUGACAUCAUAUCUGGGCUGAUUGGAAAAGCAAUGAGCUUGGAUCCGAAUGGUCGCUACACCGGCAUGCCAUCGCUCCUAGCCGAUCUAUACGAGAUCAUCGCACUCUUACGAGACGAUGCCGGCCAUCAACCUUAUUCCCAUGGAAGAGUCGAUGCUCUUUCGCGAUGUUCGCCACCUAACGGUCUCCUCGAACGAAACGUCCAGAUCGAAGCAAUGAAAGACGGGCUGGAUACAGUCGAGGCAGAAGGAUCCUGCAGAGUGAUAUGCUUUUACGGAGAAUCCGGGACUGGUAAAAGCAAGCAAGUUGAAGCUUGGUUGCAAGACCGGAUAAGGGAGAGGACGGCGGGGAAGCGAAACCUCCUAGUCGGUUGGGCCAAAAUGGACCAGCAUCAAGUGCGACCUCUCGCAGGUAUCGUCCAGGUUUUCGAAAUGCUUCUUUCUGCUGUAUUCAGCAACCCGCAUGAGAACGCUGCCGUGUGGAAGUCGAUGAUCUUAGACGCUCUACCUGGACUCGGCCGCAUGUUCAUCGGCCUCCUAUCACCGACGUGGCAAGACCUGUUGCUCGGGAAGAGAUCUGACAGGGAAAUUGCGGCCGUUGACUGGGAGACAUACUCGCAAAGGUUCAAGAUAUGGGCGCGGUCUCUCUUUGCCAUCUUCGCGUCUGCCCAGCGGCCGCUGGUCAUCGUUAUCGAUGAUUGGCAAUGGAUGGAGUCGACCGAACGCGAACUCUGGACCGAACUGUUCGAGAGGAAGCCACUGCCCUUCACCUUGGGCUUAUUGACCUACCGUGUGGAAGGCUCUCCUUUGGACAUGUCACCGCUUAGCAAGGUGAUAAAAAUAGAAUCCCUCCCGUUCUCUUUUGGAACAAUCGAGACGCUCCUCGCUACAGGGUUUCAUCUCGCGGCUAAGCUCGAGGACGGCUUCAGCGUUCUCGCGGAGUUCUUGAAUGCUGCUACGAAGGGAAAUCCGUUGUUCAUCACGUUGCUAUCAGCUCGACUGGUCAGGGAUGAGGUCCUGUAUUUCGACUAUGAGAUUGAGAAGUGGCAAGUGGCGACCGAAGUACUGCCCGCUUAUUCCACUAGCGGUUCUAUCGAGAAGUUCGCCCGCUGGACAUUAUCCCGCUUGUCUGCUGAUGCUCAGUCUGCUUUGAAGAUGCUCUCCUGUAUGCCUGCUGCUCAGGGUGCCGACUUGGGACUGCUUGCCCGGCUGCUUUCGAAGUCUCUACCUGCGGUUCGCACGUCAUUUGAGAAGGCCGGGCUCUUUGGUGUGACCCGGUUCAUCAAUAACCAUAUGGUCUUUACGCACGACCGGCAUCAAGAGGCAGCUAGGGCCCUCAUCAGCAAAAACGAACGGUCCAGCUUCUUGUCCAACAUUGCCAGAAAGCUUGAAAGGGAAGGUUCCGAUUACCUCUUUGUUAUGGCAGAUUUGCUUGCGGAAGCGAUGCCUGUCAGCCCGGUUGAUUGGCCGGCGAGCGAGAUCUGCGAUCUAAUGCUCGAAACUGCUAAAUUGGCCGUACGGAGUGCGGCGUUCGAGGCUGCUGAUCGAUACGUCAAAACAGCAUGCGUGGCCUUGCCGAUCUUGGAUGCAUCCACGUGGGCGCAGGAGCCAGAACGGUGUCAAAGAGCGUGCACCCUGAUGACAGCUAUCGCUUCGGGCCUCCGAGAUACUAAAUCAGCGUUUCCUGCGGUUGAGAUGGCUUACAAUCAGAGCAUCAGCGAUGCAGACCGUAUCGCUGCUGCGACCCUGGCUGUGAGGCUUCACCUGGUUGAAUUCCACCCGCAAGGCUUAUUUGAACAGGUAGAUCGGGUAUUCCAUUUACUUGGGUCGGAUUUGGUUGUCGCGGACUUUGUGGCGCGGCAAGGUGAUCGGCAACUGCAAUCGCCCUUAACCGCAGAAAGUUUGACUCGAGCUAUCGACGCUGGCGCCGACGUCGACGAAAAUGAUCCGGUGCACGCAACGCUGCUCGCCUUUGUCUGCUUCAUGGUCAGUUGUGGUCCCACACUAUACACAAGACUUCCGCGUCACGCGGAGCCCUACUUUGACCAGGCCGCGUCCUGGAUCCUGGGAUCCCGAAAAGCCCUCUCUCAUCCGGCUGCCGGCUAUACCGUGGGAGUACGGGCUAUCCAUUUCGCGGCGGAUGCGAUGUAUGACGUUGCGAGCCUCUACCUCGAGCUGGGUCAGAACAUCAAUUGGCGGGGCACAAUAUGGGAAGGGAGUUCGGACAUUCCGUUCCAGGCAAUCUCCUACCUCAAGGCUACGUCGAUGGCCUCUAUUGAUUAUCGAUCAACAUGGAAUGCUGCCGCCCUCUCCAAUUCGACGGACAUCCUGAUAUAUAUCAGUGCCAUCGAAUGCAGUAGCCUCAUCCUUUCGGGAAGAAGCAUUCCUCUCUUGGCUGAGCGCGGAGCCGCCAGCCUGGUUCAAUUAAAGAACGACUUGGCACACGAAGUCCGGCCUUUCCUAACCUCAUAUUCUCAGCUUGCAGCCAAUCUCACUGACAGUACUGGCAGUCGGGAUCUUUAUCGCCUCGACGGGGAUAUCCUGGAUUGGGCUGAAGCCGAAGGAAUGGACAAUCAUGGGGAAUUGAUCGGUGUUUCUUUCUGGUCCGUAGCGCUUCUCAAUGCGGUGCUAUUCGGAGGUCCAGCAAGUUUCGUACGAGACUUGGCAAACAGGACCAGAAGACACCACGACGGAUUCAGGGGCCUCAUCAAUCACUUUACAUAUCUAUUGACCUUCAGCUGGUAUGCCUUGGAAUACGAUGCCGAAGAGGAUGAGAUCUUGGCGGAAGCCCACGAAGCAUUCGCUUCCUUCCCUCUCAAUGUCGACUUCCAAGGCUUGCGCUCCGGCCUCUUCGCGCUCCAAAGCCUGAAAUCAUUACGUGCGAAAAAGACGACGUGGUCAGAUGCUCUUGCUCACGUCGAGACGGCUGUGAGAUCGCUCUCGACGUCUACAACUUGCCAUCUGGCUACGGGAUGGCUUUGCAUGAGUGCCGCUCGACAUCUGCGGAAUGGAACGGGCCUGUCCAAGCGUAUAUGGGGCGGAUUUGCUGCGGACGCAAAUCAGGCGUUUCAACGGUGCGGAGCCACCGCGCUAUCGAUUAGCGUCAUCAACGAAUUUCCCGAGGUUUUCAACGUGUCAACAACGGAACCAUUGACGCUACUCCCUUUCAAGUCUCAGGCAGCAACGAAAGAAUCUCCUAAACUGGGUAGUCCUAGCACAUCGUCAAGCGAUGUCAUGUCCAAUAACAGCGACUCCAAACAAGCGCUUUUCGUUAGCGAAGAGUCCGCUCCGGGCAUCUCACAGCGUCUUAACAUCGAAGGUAUUCUCAAGUCGUUCCUAGCGUUUGCGACCGAGAAAGACAGCAAGAUGCUCUUGAGGAGAGUAUUGGGUAUCUUAAUUCAGAUGACUCGGGCCGAUACGGCUUUCCUGGCGUUGCAAAACGCAUCAACGAACAAAUUGCAUCUCCGGGGCGGUGGGUCUCACUCAAGCAUUCAAACGUACGAUCUGCCAGUCUCGGACGCUUCCAGUAUAUGUCCGGCAAAAUUACUCCUCCAUGUGGCCCAUUCGCGCAAGCCCAUAGAUUCGAAUGAUACGGAUCAAAAAAUCCCGCUCAUCCGCGAUGGCUACUUCAGCUCUCCUUCAACGAAACACGUCCUCGCGGUUCCCCUCUUCAUCCAGAAUCAGUUCUCCGGCGCGAUCUGCAUAGAAGGUAGCUUGCUCAGGUUUUCCAGCUCGGUGAAGUCCCAUGUCGAGCUGCUUGCAACUUUCGCUGCGAUCGUCCUAGAAAGUCACGAUGUCACUGCCUCUUUGGAGCAGUCUGUCCGACUCCGUACCUCUCAGUUAGAGCAGGCGCUCACGCAUCGACAGACGUUCAUAUCUUCUAUCACGCACGAGUUACGAACACCUUUGCACAGCAUCAGCUCUUACACGGCGAUCCUCGAGAACACCCCCGACCUUCAUGAUGACCAGAAGGAGAACGUCGCCGGGAUCCGGUCGUCUGCGGAGGACUUGCAGCGUAUCAUCACCGACGUGCUCGACCUCAGCAAGCUCGAGAAUGGAUCCAUGCAGAUCGAGACCGUCAGUUUCGACCUUAGGCAGGUGGCAGAAGCGGCGCUCGACUCCGUUGCGAAUCUCGCGCACACGAAGGAUCUGGAGAUCUUACUGGAUAAUACUGUGGAAAACGAUCCCGCCAAGAAUUUAUUGGGGGACCCUUUCAGAAUCAAGCAGUGCUUGCUCAACUUGCUUGGGAACGCGAUCAGGUUUACGGAAAAGGGUCAGAUCCGUCUCAAGUGGACACUGGAAGCAUCGCCCGUAGGUGGCGAAACCCUCACCUUUAGCGUUUCGGACACGGGUAUAGGCAUUCCGGUCGAAUCUAGGCAACGCCUCUUUCAGCCCUUUUCACAGGUUGAUGCGAGUAUUCAGCGGAAAUGGGGAGGUACCGGGCUCGGCUUGUCCAUCACGCACAAUCUGGCACACAUCAUGAAAGGUUCUGCCUGGUGCGAAUCGGUCGAAGGCAAGGGGAGCACCUUUUUCUUUUCGGUCGUUGUGCACUACGACAACAAGGUGGCGGUCUCGACUUUCCGACGUGAGAACAAGCCGCACGUACUUUUGCUUUGCCCUCCGUCGGCAACGACAGACAAGCUGGCGCGAAAUAUCCAGGGGAUGAACGGGAGAGCCACAAUCACGACGCCAGCCAAUGCUUCAGAUUAUCUAGCCGACAUCAACGCCGUCGUGCUGGACUCGGCAUAUAGUGAUGCGGUACCGUUCGUAAAGAGGCUAGGGAAUGAGCGCCCUGAUAUCAAAGUUACCCUUUUAGCUGAGCUGACAGAUAAGGCAGCGCUUUUGAACCGUUUGGCCGAUCCGACCGCCCGGAUCAUUACCAAGCCAGUCAAGGCCGAAGCCAUUUACGAUUUCCUCGAUCUCUCUGUCUCUCGCUCUUCUACCGCCGCUGUCAACAAGCGGAUCAAGCCGGUUGCUAUUAUCGACAAGGACACCGCUUCUCGUCAUCCAUUGAACAUUUUAUUCGUGGAUGACAAUCCCAUCAACCGUGCUGUGGGACUGAAGGUGCUCAAGAAGUUUGGAUACCUAUACAUGCCUGUAAUGGACGGUCAUACCGCCAUGAGCAAGAUCUCCGCGAGCGAAAAGGCAGGACAGCCGCAGAUCGUAGCCUUGACAGCCAACGCAGAUACUACAACCCGAGAUCUGUGUAUGGAACAGGGAUUCCAUGGCUUCUUAGGGAAACCUCUCGUCAUCAGGGAACUGGACACCGUCUUUGAGACUGCGCAUAGGGUCAAGCUGAGCCAUUCGCAAUGA
This is a messenger RNA of Filobasidium floriforme, 6957 nucleotides long. RefSeq lists its product as uncharacterized. The transcript has 20 exons. The coding region runs from base 1 to 6957 and encodes 2318 amino acids. Gene Ontology annotation, molecular function: phosphorelay sensor kinase activity; protein binding. The record is from RefSeq and is a predicted model, not a curated record. Lineage: Eukaryota; Fungi; Basidiomycota; Tremellomycetes; Filobasidiales; Filobasidiaceae. Gene Ontology annotation, biological process: phosphorelay signal transduction system; phosphorylation.